AUGGUGGAGACCAGUGAAAAUUCCUUUGAGGGAUUCAUCCUCUUGGGUUUUUCAGACCAACCCCACCUUGAAGCUCUGCUCUUUACAUGUGUACUCUUUUUCUACCUCCUGAGUCUGUUGGGCAAUAUGGCCAUCAUGGUGGUCUCCCAUCUAGAUCCUUGUCUCCACAUGCCCUUGCACUUCUUUCUCUGCCACCUUUCCUUCCUGGACCUCUGCUUCUCCACCAGCCUGGCCCCUCAGACUCUAGUGAACCUGUGGGGGCCUAUAGAAACCAUCACCUUUGGGGGCUGUGUGGUCCAGCUUUAUGUCUCCCUGGCCCUAGACUCCACAGAGUGCAUUCUCCUGGCUUUGAUGGCUCUGGACCUCUAUGCAGCCAUCUGCCAGCCCCUGUGCUAUGCAAUGCUCAUGCACCACAGCCUCUUCCGGCAGCUGGCAGCUGUAUCUGAGCUUUGUGGGGUGGCCAACUCACUGGUUCACACCAAGCUCAUAAUGUGUCUGCCUCAGUUUGGCCACCGCCACCUGGACCACUUCAUCUAUGAGGCCCCAGCCCUCCUAAUGGAAGCUACCAUCAAUGAACUUGUCAUCUUCACCCUUAGUAUACUUGAAAACAUCGUCCCUCCAGCCUUCAUCCUGGUUUCCUACGGUUUCAUUGCCCAGUCCGUGCUGAGGGUUGGCUCCUCCGAGGGUUGGAGAAAGGCCUUCAGCACCUUCUCCUCUCACCUCUUGGUCGUGAGCAUUUUCGAUGGGACCAUAAUCUUUAUGCACCUCCACCCUGGUGGCAACUACUCCCAGGACCAAGGCAAAUUUGUCUCCUUCUUCUACACCAUGGUCAUGCCAACCCUCAACCUCGUCUACACCCUGAGAAACCAAGAGGUGAAGGGAGCAAUGAAGAAGCUGGUGCUGAGGGGCUUUUCCUUAGGGAGGACAGAACCAGACUGGGGUGCCCCAUGA
Messenger RNA from Ornithorhynchus anatinus (platypus), 951 nucleotides. Its product is annotated as olfactory receptor 2G3-like. Gene Ontology annotation, molecular function: G protein-coupled receptor activity; olfactory receptor activity. Gene Ontology annotation, cellular component: membrane. NCBI's taxonomy places the organism in Eukaryota, Metazoa, Chordata, Mammalia, Monotremata, Ornithorhynchidae. The record is from RefSeq and is a predicted model, not a curated record. Gene Ontology annotation, biological process: G protein-coupled receptor signaling pathway.